GCAUACAGCCUGGCAGUCCUUUCUUCCAAUCUUUAAAUGCUGAUCCACACUCUAACCAUUGGCUGAACAGGCGUUAUUCUAAUUCCCAACCCACCGUACAGGCGUACCCCACCCAGCUCAAAAAACAAGGCGUUAUUCCUGAGCGCCGAGCGUCUCUCGCCCUCUCGUUUCUCUCUGUCGUGGACUUCUGGAGGAAGGAGAUGGAGUUUCCAUUUGGGCAUCGCCAUCAUCACAGCCACCAUCAUGAGAGAAGGGAUGAUGAAGAGCAGUACCCACCACCCGGCAACCAUGAGCCCUCUUGGCCACCUCCGCCGCAAGACUUCCAACAACCUCCCCCUCCUCCCAAUCGCUUUGACUACGAACCUGAUUACCCUUCUGUCCACCAUGUCUCUCAUCACCAUUACGAACCUCAAUCUGAACCUCAAUAUGGUUAUGCUUCGGUCCACCAUGUCACUCAUCAGACCCACCAGGAGUUUGAUCCUGUUCCAUCUGAUGAUUUUCGCUCUGAAACUCAUCACCACCACCACCAACAACAUCACAGCCAUGGUGGUUCUGGAUCUGAACUGUUGAAUAAACCCACCAGAAGGGUCUACUCCAAGACUCAAACUGAUUAUUCUCUCACUAUCCGAGAUGGGCAUGUCAUACUCGCUCGAUCUGAUGAAAAUGAUCCAUUUCAGCACUGGAUUAAAGAUGAGAAAUAUAGUACGAGGGUGAAGGAUGAAGAGGGUUUUCCAAGUUUUUCUAUGGUGAAUAAGGCUACUGGUCAGGCUAUAAAGCACUCCAUUGGAGCCACCCAUCCAGUCCAGCUGAUCUCUUACAACCCUGAUGUUCUUGAUGAGUCAAUCCUGUGGACUGAGAGUAGGGACUUGGGAGAUGGCUUUAGAACGAUAAGAAUGGUUAAUAACAUUCGUUUGAACAUGGAUGCUUUCCAUGGGGAUCAGAACCAUGGCGGAGUCCAUGAUGGCACUACUAUUGUGCUUUGGGAGUGGAAGAAAGGUGAUAAUCAGCGUUGGAAGAUUUCUCCUUACUGACCUGUGUGCUGUGGAGCCUCCCGUGUUUGGAAGCUUUUGCGACAAGAUUAUGGUCUUUUGCUACAGGCUUUCUAUAUUUUCUCGUUGGGUAUUAUUAUGGUGUUCUAGGAUUACCAUUCUGUAUGGGUCAGGAACCAGAGAUCAUGUAUGUGUGCUAGACUCUAUGGUUGUUCACCUUCUCAUUUUAUAUUAUAUAUGAAUAGUAUAGUAAUUACUUAUUGAAAUAAAAAUAAUAAUGGGCAAAAGAUUGUUCCCUA
This is a messenger RNA of Macadamia integrifolia, 1288 nucleotides long. RefSeq names its product ricin B-like lectin R40G3. The coding region runs from base 201 to 1031 and encodes 276 amino acids. NCBI's taxonomy places the organism in Eukaryota, Viridiplantae, Streptophyta, Magnoliopsida, Proteales, Proteaceae. The transcript has 4 exons. The record is from RefSeq and is a predicted model, not a curated record.